AGGUCCAAAACGUUUACAGUAAAACCGUCUGGAAAGAGGUGAAAACAAAACCCUAAGAAAAGAAAUAUGGCGGCAUGAUUUUCCCUCCCAAUUCAAAACCCUUCCUUGUAGACUCUGCUUCUCUCCUCCUCCUCGGUGGUAUCUUCCUCCUCAGUUUCCUCUACUUCACCAAACUCCGUAGCUUCUUCCUCAGAAAAUUCGAUCUAGGUUUGUUGUUGAUGGCGGAAUCGUCGCCGAUAAUCGAAACCCUAGACGAAGACGAGUCUUCACCCACCGCUCCGAUUCGAGCCCUUGUUUCUCAAUCGCUCACUCUUUCGUCCCCAAUCCCUCAGAUUCAGGACCAGUCUCCUCCUCAGAUCCAAACCCUAGAUGAAUCCCCCUCUUCGUCGGCUGAAGAGAUCGAGUGCGGAGACCUUCAGAUGAUGCCAACGGCUCAGAUUUCACCUGACAGCAGCAACAGAAUCGGCUCGUGUAAUCGUCGUCCACCAAAGAGACACAUGCGGUAUUUUGACUAUAGUAGUGACGAUGACGAUGAUCUCAACGACAAAAUCUUCCGAUUCAGGAGCGCUCCACACUCUGUCUAUGGAGACUUGUAUAAUCACCCUUCAAGGAGGAGAUACAUGCCGAAUUUCGACUAUAAUAGCGACGAUGAUCUCAAGAUGGAGCUCCCAAAACCUAUUGAUAUCUUCUCAUGCUCGUCUCCUAAGAACAAACCCACUGGCGUUGGUGCUGGAUUGAAUAAUUCAGGGAACACUUGUUUCAUAGCUUCCGUGUUACAGUGCCUUACUCACACUGUUCCUCUUCUCGCUAGCCUUCGCUCUUACAAAUAUCACUGCCCUUGCAACUGUGGCAAUGAGAGUUUCUGUGUUCUGCGCUCUCUCCGAUAUCAUAUUGAGCAUGCUCUGAGGUCUUCAGGAUUUGAUAUAAUGAUUGAUCGGUUUCGUGAUAACCUUUAUUAUUUCUCAUCCGACUUCCAGAUAAACCACCAAGAAGACGCUCAUGAGUUUCUACAGUCGUUUCUGGAUAAGCUAGAGAAAUGUUGUUUGGAUCGUAGCCGUAGAGAUAACCCUCCCUCUGUCUCUUCUCAAGAUGUUAACAUUGUUGACCAUGUCUUUGGUGGGCGUCUUGUUAGUAAGCUUCGUUGCUGCAACUGCAAUUCCGUUUCAGAAACAUUUGAAACGUCCCCUGGAUGGAGUCUUGAAAUUGAAGAUGCGGAAGAUCUUUCUAGUGCUCUAGAGUCUUUUACAUGUGUUGAAAAACUCGAGGACCAGUUUACCUGUGAUGACUGUAAAGAAAAAGUUUCAAAGGAGAAGCAACUUAAGUUCGAUCAGCUGCCUCUUGUUGCUACGUUUCAUUUGAAGAGGUUUAAGAACAAUGGAGUUUAUAUGCAGAAGAUCAACAAAGAUGUCAAGUUCCCUUUGGAGUUGGACUUGCUCCCUUACAUGAGCAGUAACGAAAAUCCUGAAGUUUCCACUAAAUACCAUCUCUAUGCCAUGGUGGAGCAUCUUGGGAGUGGUACAUAUUUUGGUCAUUACUCAGCAUAUGUGAGAUCAGCUCCUGAGACAUGGCAUCAUUUUGAUGACGAAAAGGUCAGGAGAAUCAGCGAAGAAUGGGUUCUAUCAAAGAGUGCGUAUAUGUUAUUCUAUGCAAGAGAAGGAACUCCUUGUUUCGCUAGUGCGUUUGAAGAGCUGAAGACACUAUUUGAAGCCACUCCGAUUAAUUUCUCGCCCAAGUCGGUGCUAGAGACUACUACUACCUGUAGCGAGGAGUGUGUAAGCGACCUUAGUUACCAGACGGUCUCUGAUUCCAGCAACGCCUGUAACGGCUCGGUGGGAGUUUCAAUCCCGUGUGGAAACUCAUCAGAUUACCAUUGUGAUGAGGCACAAGAUGAAGUGUUUCAUUCGGCAGAAUCUAACAGUGGUGACGAAUAUUUUGCGUUUGACUCACCGAAGGCUGAUGACUCUGAGAAACCAUUUGCUGCGACCUUUCACCAAGAGGAGCGUCCUUUGUAUCCAGAUGGCAACAGAGCUACCACCGAUGACGCGUAUGUGCCUGUGCUCAAGAUUCAAGAGCAAGUCUCGUCUCCAAAACGUAAAGCUGCCGAGAGAGCUAUCAUUGGUGAAGAAGCUUUUCUGACUAAGCGCAAGAUGCAAAAGCGGAAUCCGUUUUCGAAACGCCAAGGAAAAACAUUUCAGAUUCGACGUGAGCAUCUGCAAAAUAAGAAGAAGAGGGAAGAAACUUGUAUAACAAAUCCUUUUAGAAUCAUUGUUGCUGCUGCUUCAGAUCCUAAGGAGAAAAACCAUGCUGUUUCAUAUCUCAGGAGUAGGCCUUGUUCAUCUCGGUCUCGAUUGCUUGUUGCAGCUUUGGGUGUUAACGUCAAGAAGAAGAAAGUCUCUAACAUCAGAAGAUCUAGUCUUCACAGGAAUCUCUCUGAACGGCAAUGAAAAUGAAAGCUUGGGAUUAACUUUCUUUAUUUGUUAUGACGGUUUAGAUUAUAUAAUUAUAUUAGAUCAAAUUUUGUAAAGUUCUAAUCAAAGUUCUUAUAUAAAUUA
Brassica oleracea var. oleracea is the source of this 2552-nucleotide messenger RNA. RefSeq names its product ubiquitin carboxyl-terminal hydrolase 21-like. The transcript has 9 exons. The coding region runs from base 75 to 2444 and encodes 789 amino acids. NCBI's taxonomy places the organism in Eukaryota, Viridiplantae, Streptophyta, Magnoliopsida, Brassicales, Brassicaceae. Gene Ontology annotation, biological process: protein deubiquitination. Gene Ontology annotation, cellular component: nucleus; cytosol. The record is from RefSeq and is a predicted model, not a curated record. Gene Ontology annotation, molecular function: cysteine-type endopeptidase activity; cysteine-type deubiquitinase activity.